AGAUCUAUAACUAUAAUAUAAUUAAUAGUCAGAUCUACUCUAGAAAUAGUAGAAUCAAGUAUCAUAGUUACGAUAGUCGAUAGUAUUCAUAGUAAUACUAAUAGUGUUUUCCAAGAAAUGAGUGAAUGAACAGUAACUAGAAUGAGUGUUAGCUAUAAAUUACCAGAAAAUUUUAAAGAAAUUGAGCCGGGUAAUAUAAAGAUAAAUGAAGAUGAUGAAGUUUACUUGCUCAGAGUGCCAAAAGGUUAUGAUAUCAGCAAGAUAAAUGGCAUGGAAUUUAUUCCUAACCAGAUCACAGAAAUCGAAGAAAAGGAGGAACAAAACAAACUAAUCAGCGUGUAUGAACUGAGCUCUUUUGCACAACAGCCUCAAGAUAUUUUACCUAUAAUCAAAAACAAAGAUAAAGUUACAUUAGGUCCACAAAUUAAUGGUAUUUUAAAUGUGAGUAAAUCAUACAAAUUACCACCUUCAACGUUGCUGUCAGAGCUUGAUUCCACACAAAACAAACAUGUGACCAUGCCUGAAGGCCUGAGACCUAGAUUUGUGCCAUUUGGUUCAGGUACUCCUCACAAAGUAAUAAAAAGUAGAAGGAAGAAACGAAAACGCUCCAGUAUUGCUCCAACAUACCUUGAAGAAAGUUUAGUAGAUAGUAGUGGUGAUCAUAAGAGGAAAAAAGUGAAACUACAAAAUACGUUUGUAGAGUUGAGCAUCAAGAAGGAACAAGUGAAGGUUGAAGAGUCAAGUUUAAACAACAAUUCUCCGACAUUGGAUAACAGUCAUGACACAGAAGACACUCACAUUCACAAAAAGAAGAAAAAGAAGAAAAUUAAAACUGAAGAAAUGUUUUGACUUAAUUAAGUUUGAUUGUGAUUUAUUUUGACUUCAAACAGAUGAUGGAUCUAAAGACGUUUUAAAAGUUUUCUCCAGAAUUAUGUUGAUAAUAUUUUGUGUGUGUGACUUGGAAUUAUUUGUUUAGCCUCUAGAUACAACAAAUUCUAUGACAAAACCAAAUGACUCUUUCAAGAAGUUAUUCUAAAAUAUAUCACAGAUGUUAGAAAAUUUGUGCAUUCUUAACACUGACUUGGUGUACUUGGUGUUUUAAGUUCAUACAGGAUGGCAGGGGGGUGAAGGUGGGCAGGUCUGUUGUGGCUGCAGUGUGAAUCAUUUACCAUUCAGCCAUUACUUAUUUGCUUUGUCCUGUUUAUAGUUACCCUUUCAGACAUUACAAUUCAUAGAGCAGAUGAUGUAAAGGUCAUCUGUUUCUGUGGCCCACCAUUUUAUGAGGGUGUCAUGUGGCCAGCACAAUGACCAACCGCCUUUACAUUCCCCAGCUAAUGUCAGGUACCCAUCAGAGCUGGUUGGACUCAGAGGUUAGGGUUAGGGUUAAAAAUUAAAAAUCCCAGGAUUUGAAAUCGGGACCUUGAUUUGGAAGCCAAGUACUUUAUGACUCAGCCACUGUUUGUCCUGUUUGUUAUUAUUUAAUUUGUUUCUGGUUUAUUUUAUUCCUUUAUGGGAGAUAUGCACUAAUUUAUUUCUGUAUUAUAAGUUAAGCAUCAAUUUGCUAUAAUAUUUAGUAAAUUUCUGAUUUUGUACAGGUAGAUGGAUGUUUAAAGUAGGAUUAUUAAGCAUAUCAAGUUACAUUUACAAAAACAAAAUGCUUGAUAUCAAUUUGGUUCGGUAUAAUUGUUGAGUCCUGAUAACUUGACACUCAAUAACUACUAUAACUAAGCCACAGGGUGAGGAAAAAAAAGGUUUUUGUUUUCAUAUGCUUCAUACUUUAAAAAAUAUUUUUCUGAGGUCUGCAUCAGCUAGAUUACUGCAGUCUUUCUUAAAUUACAUGCUUUUCCUUAGUUAAACCACACUCACCAUCAACCAUUUCCAAGAAACUCUUGCAACCUUCAGUCCACAUUGGGCAAGUUUUCAGGACUCUCUGUGUUAUAAUUAAUGUAUAUUGUUGAAUAAAUAAAUAUGAAGUUUUUCAA
Biomphalaria glabrata is the source of this 1982-nucleotide messenger RNA. RefSeq lists its product as uncharacterized. The record is from RefSeq and is a predicted model, not a curated record. Gene Ontology annotation, biological process: transcription by RNA polymerase I. Lineage: Eukaryota; Metazoa; Mollusca; Gastropoda; Planorbidae. The transcript is spliced from 9 exons. The coding region runs from base 142 to 849 and encodes 235 amino acids.